Molecule: messenger RNA, 384 nt
Organism: Debaryomyces fabryi
Lineage: Eukaryota; Fungi; Ascomycota; Pichiomycetes; Serinales; Debaryomycetaceae
Gene: COX19
Product: Cox19p
Exons: 2
Coding region: 1-384 (127 amino acids)
Biological process (GO): mitochondrial respiratory chain complex IV assembly
Cellular component (GO): mitochondrial intermembrane space
Source: RefSeq, a predicted model, not a curated record
AUGGCUACCGGAGCUCCAGGAAAUUCAUUUAGUAGAUGGUCGCCAACACCACCUGAAAGAGGAUCAUUUCCAUUGGAUCAUGAUGGUGAAUGCAAGCAACAAAUGAUGGAUUACUUGAAAUGCAUGAAAUUCACCGAAAAUCUGAACGCGCCUAACUGUCGAGUUUUGGCCAAAAACUACUUAAAGUGCAGAAUGGAUAACCAAUUAAUGGAUAAAUCGGAAUGGGAUUCGUUAGGAUUGGUUAACUUGCCUAAUGACACUACAGACAGCCCAAAGAAUCAGAAUGGAGCCAAUCCAAGAAUAAGCAGUAGUCAAGAUUUGAAAGGGGGUAAGUCUGAGACUAACAGACUGGCUGGUGGUGAUGUUAGAAAGUCGAAAGAUUGA